AUGGUGAACUUGAGCGAAGUCAAGGGCACCUCGCGCGAAAACAGAACUGCUGCUCAUACACAUAUUAAAGGGCUAGGACUGCGGUCUGAUGGCACAGCAGAGACCGCGGGGAAUGGCUUCGUCGGCCAGACUGCUGCACGAGAGGCUUGUGGGGUGGUUGUAGAUCUGAUCAGAGCCAAAAAGAUGUCCGGUCGAGCUGUACUGCUAGCUGGUGGUCCAGGAACCGGGAAGACAGCCCUGGCUCUAGCUGUGUCGCAGGAGUUGGGGACGAAGGUGCCGUUCUGUCCAAUCGUUGGCAGUGAGGUGUAUUCGACAGAAGUCAAGAAGACGGAAGCUCUGAUGGAGAAUUUUCGAAGAGCUAUCGGUCUUCGAGUACGCGAAAUGAAAGAAGUCUACGAGGGUGAAGUGACCGAGCUUGUGCCCGAAGAGGCAGAGAAUCCUCUAGGAGGUUACGGAAAGACGAUUAGCCAUCUCAUCCUCACUUUGAAGUCUGCCAAGGGCACGAAGAAACUGCGAUUAGACCCAAGUAUCUACGAAGCAGUACAAAAGGAAAGAGUGGCGCAGGGUGAUGUGAUAUACAUUGAGGCAAAUACUGGAGCCUGCAAGAGAGUGGGUCGAUCAGAUGCAUAUGCGACAGAGUUCGAUCUAGAAGCAGAAGAGUACGUUCCAGUACCGAAGGGUGAUGUACACAAGAAGAAAGAAAUUGUACAAGAUGUCACGCUGCAUGAUCUGGACAUUGCCAACGCCAGGCCUCAGGGCGGACAAGAUGUUAUGAGCAUGAUGGGCCAAUUGAUGAAGCCGAAGAAGACAGAAAUCACCGACAAGCUACGGGGCGAGAUAAAUAAGGUGGUCAGUAGGUAUAUUGACCAGGGAAUCGCAGAACUUGUCCCUGGUGUGCUUUUCAUUGAUGAGGUUCACAUGCUCGACAUGGAAUGUUUCACCUACCUCAACCGCGCUCUGGAAUCACCCAUCUCCCCAAUCGUCAUCCUCGCUUCGAAUCGGGGGACAACAUUAAUCCGAGGCACGCAAGACAUCACAGCCGCACAUGGCGUUCCCUCAGAUCUAUUAGCACGACUUCUUAUCAUCCCGACACAUCCCUACAACCCCUCAGAGAUUCAGACCAUCAUCCGAUUACGAGCAAAGACGGAAGGACUCACAAUCAGCGAGUCGGCGCUGGAGAAGGUCGCUCAGCACGGCGUCAAGGUGUCGUUACGCUAUGCCUUACAGUUACUGACCCCAUCGAGCAUAUUGGCCAAGGUGAAUGGCAGACAGAGCAUAGAACCUGCAGAUGUGGAGGAAUGCGAGGACCUGUUUAUUGAUGCCAAGAGGUCAGCGCAGAUUGUGGAGUCGGCUGAUGGCGCAUUCAUUGCAUGA
Endocarpon pusillum Z07020 is the source of this 1374-nucleotide messenger RNA. Its product is annotated as RuvB-like helicase 1. Gene Ontology annotation, biological process: chromatin remodeling; box C/D snoRNP assembly; regulation of transcription by RNA polymerase II. The record is from RefSeq and is a predicted model, not a curated record. The coding region runs from base 1 to 1374 and encodes 457 amino acids. Gene Ontology annotation, cellular component: R2TP complex; Swr1 complex; Ino80 complex. The transcript is spliced from 4 exons. Lineage: Eukaryota; Fungi; Ascomycota; Eurotiomycetes; Verrucariales; Verrucariaceae. Gene Ontology annotation, molecular function: DNA helicase activity; ATP hydrolysis activity; ATP binding.